Messenger RNA from Cryptococcus wingfieldii CBS 7118, 915 nucleotides. RefSeq lists its product as hypothetical. NCBI's taxonomy places the organism in Eukaryota, Fungi, Basidiomycota, Tremellomycetes, Tremellales, Cryptococcaceae. The record is from RefSeq and is a predicted model, not a curated record. The transcript is spliced from 6 exons. The coding region runs from base 1 to 915 and encodes 304 amino acids.
AUGAAGUUCGCCACCCUCCUCUCCGCCACCUCUCUGCUCACCCUCGCAUCCAGCACCCCUCUCGCCCUCUACCGACGCGACAACGCGACUAUCCCCUCCUGCGCCGAGGACUGCUUCAACACUGUCGACACUGUCGGGUCUUCCUGUGAUGAUGGAGACGUUGCCUGCUACUGUACCGACGAGCAAGUCGUCGGCUACCUCAGAUCGUGUCUGAGCGCUAGCUGCAGCACUUCCAACGUUACCAACGCAGUGAUCGCCGGUGAAGAGAUCUGCAGUGCCCACGGCGUCGAUGUCUCCAUGUCUGACGACGGCACCAUCUCUGCUACCACGACCAACAGCGCCAUCGCCCAGGCGACCAACUCGUCUUCCGCUUCCGGCGCGUCUUCUACUAGCGAAUGGUCUAGCGCGAGCGAGUCUUCCGCCCUGAGUGCUGCCUUGUCCUCUUCGACUACCGCUUUGGAGAGCUCGGCGGCUGGGUCUGCGUCCAGCUCGGUGUCUGCUACUGCCUCGGGGACUAGCGCGACUAUUUCUGCUUCUAGCGAGGCCUCUUCUUCAGAGACUGACUCUUCGAGCGCACUUUCCACCGCGUCUCAAAGCUCUGCCUCUGCCGCGAGUUCCGGAGCUAGCUCUUCCUCCGCCGCCUCCGCUUCCGGCACCUCCCCCACCACCAUCUCCAGGGCAUCUUCAGCUUCUGCCGUUUCUAGCGCCGCCGGAUCUUCCGGCACCGCCAUGUCAUCCGCCUCUGGCUUUUCUUCUGCCGUCAGCUCCAGCACCGGCUCAUCCACUGCGGGCUCCGGCCUCGCUGCUGCAAACUCUUCCUCCUCCUCCUCCUCCUCCUCCUCCAGCGCUGGACGUCUGGUGGCUGGUCCCGCCGUGCUCGUGGCUGGUAUCUUUGGCGCCUUGAUGGUCUUGUAA